AUGGACGACGCUCCCGAUGGAACAAGAGCGGCCACCUUCAACGAUUACAUGGUGACUACCUGGGUCGACGACGACGCAAGAUUCCGUCUGCCACUGUGGAACCAUCACUCAACAACAGGUCCAAGGACAAACAAAAACCUAGAGGGAUUCCACAACCGCCUGAACCGGGGACUCCCACAUCGACACCCAAACAUCUACCGAUUUGUGGAGGUGAUCAGGAAAGUUGAACACGCUGAGAGAGCGAACAUUUCCCAGAUAGACUUUGGAGCAGCACAGAGAAGCAGAAAGAGAGUGUACAGAGAGAUGGAGCAUCGUUUGUGCCGCCUCAAGGAGCAGCUCAAUCUUGGGCUGAAAACACCAAUGCAGUUCCUUGACGCUGUGGGCCAUCUCCUCAAAUUGGGAUAG
Molecule: messenger RNA, 405 nt
Organism: Haliotis rubra (blacklip abalone)
Lineage: Eukaryota; Metazoa; Mollusca; Gastropoda; Lepetellida; Haliotidae
Exons: 1
Coding region: 1-405 (134 amino acids)
Source: RefSeq, a predicted model, not a curated record